Molecule: messenger RNA, 7441 nt
Organism: Cuscuta epithymum
Lineage: Eukaryota; Viridiplantae; Streptophyta; Magnoliopsida; Solanales; Convolvulaceae
Source: the annotation of a GenBank genome assembly
GGAUAAAGCCUGCUAUAUGAGGACUUACACUGUAAUUACGAAGGGCUCUACAUGCGGAACUGCGGAAGGCUCUCUGCGUAAGUCCGUCACUAAUGGUUAUUGCACCGGUAUAGGAGCGUUGCCGGAUUUGUAUGUUCCGGAAGAAGAAAAGCUCAGAUACUUUAAAAAUGGCGAAUAGCUACGUGAGAGAGAAUGCUCUCCUAUCGAGAUUCGGAGUGUUGGUGGCGCAAUUAGAAUCCAUAGUCUCCUCUGCUGCUCACAAGCCUCCCGACCCUCUUCUCUGCUUUGAUCUCCUCUCCGAUCUCAUCUCCGCCAUCAACGAGGAGCCCAAGGAAUCGAUACUGCUGUGUCAGAGGAAAUGUGAGGAUGCUAUUUAUUCUCUUCUUGUUAUUGGUGCAAGAAAGCCGGUCCGACACUUGGCAUCUUUAGCUAUGGCGAGGGUCAUACAAAAGGGUGAUGCCAUUUCAAUCUAUUCCAGAGCAAGCAGCUUGCAGGGAUUUCUCUCAGACGGAAAGAAAAGCGAGCCUUUCCGAGUUGCUGGUGCGGCUCAGUGCUUGGGUGAAUUGUAUCGGUAUUUUGGGAGACGGAUCACAUCUGGAUUACCUGAAACAACUGUAAUUCUCACAAAAAUUAUGAGGUUUAACGAGGAUUUUGUGAGACAGGAAGGUUUACACAUGCUUCAAAAUGCUUUGGAAGGAUCAGGUGGAAGCGCUGCAUUGACAGCGUAUACUGAGGCGUUCCGUAUCACAAUGCGAGCAUGUGUCGGGGACAAAUCAUUUCAUGUUAGAAUAGCUGGGGCUAGAUGUUUAAAGGCAUUUGCAAACAUCGGUGGACCUGGAUUAGGGGUUGGAGAGCUUGAGAGCUCAUCAUCUUAUUGUGUCAAGGCGCUUGAGGACCCAGUACCUUCGGUUCGGGAUGCCUUUGCUGAAGCCCUGGGAGCACUGCUUGCUCUUGGAAUGAACCGUGAUGCACAGGUGCAUGAAAGGAGAAGAGUUCAUCUUACUCCAAAAACACUCCAAGGAGGUCUGGACAAGCACUUGGUUUUACCCUUCAUCAAAGCAAGUGGACCCCGUUCGAAAGACUUGCGGAUUGGCCUUACCUUAUCGUGGGUGUCAUUUCUUCAGGACAUUCGUAUGAAGUAUUCUCUACCUGACAGCGAGCUUGAUAAGUUCGCCACUCAAGCUAUGGAAAUGCUUCGUGCAGACAAUUCUUUUGACGCUCAAGCAGUAGCAUGUGUCCUUUACAUUCUACGAGUUGGUAUAACAGAUCAAAUGCGCGAAGCUACUCAAAGUGGUUUUUUGGUUGUUAUGAGUGAACAGCUUCAGUCACCUGAUGCUACUUCUUCAAUGCGAGUUGCUACAUUACGCACUCUGUCUUAUACUUUGAAGACACUAGGCGAGGUGCCAGGUGAGUUCAAGGAAGUUCUUGAUAAAACUGUUAUUGCAGAGGUUUCUAAUCAGUCACCCCAAGUACGUGUUGAGGCUGCUUUGGCAUUGCGUGCACUUGCUGAAGUUGAUCCUACCUGUAUAGGUGGUUUGAUUUCUUAUGCAGUAACUGUGCUUAGUGCUGUCAGAGAGAAUAUUUUGUUUGAGAAGGGGACUCAUUUAAAAGCUGAACUAGACUGUCUGAAUGGUCAAGCUGCAGUUUUGGCGGCUUUGGUUUCUGUUUCUCCAAAAUCACCUCUUGGCUAUCCAGCUAGAAUGCCCAAAUCUGUUCUUGAAGUUUCCAAGAAAAUGCUCUUAGAAUCAAGUAGUAACCCUACUUCUGCUGCUGUUGAAAAGGAAGCUGGAUGGAUGCUUUUAUCAUCACUUCUGUCUUCCAUGCCAAAACAGGAGCUUGAAGAUGAGGUUUUUGAUAUUCUCUCUCUAUGGGCAUCUGUGUUCAGCAGAAAUCCAGAGGACCAUAUAAGUGAAAUAGUAGAUUUGCCAUCCAAUUUAUGUGUAUGGUCUGCUGCAAUGGAUGCACUGACUGUGUUUGUAAAAUGCUUUCUUUCUCCUCAUGAUGUGAACAAGGGGAUCUUACUUCAACCAGUGCAACUAUAUCUUAGUAGGGCUCUCUCCUACAUAUUGCAGUUAACAACUGUAGACUACAAUAAAGCAAAACCUGGAGUGGAUGUAUUCAUCAUCAAGUCACUGCAAGCAUAUCAGUCUCUUUCUGAUCCAAAUGCAUAUAAAUGUGAUCAUGCUCGUAUUCUUCAUAUUUGCACAACACCUUUUAGAGAAGCAUCUAAAUUUGAGGAGAGUUCGUGCUUGCGCAUGCUUCUAGACAAGAGAGAUGCGUGGCUGGGUCCUUGGAACCCCGGAAGAGAUUGGUUUGAAGAUGAACUUCGUUCAUUCCAAGGAGGAAGAGAUGGUGUAUUGCCUUGUGUUUGGGAGAAUGAACCUCCUAGUUUUCCUCAGCCGGAGACAAUAGGAAAAUUGUUGGUAAAUCAAAUGCUUCUCUCUUUCGGAACCAUGUUUGCUUCACAGGAUAGUAAGGGCAUGCUCUCACUUAUUGGCACGGUUGAGCAAUGCCUGAAGGCCGGAAAGAAACAAGCUUGGCAUUCUGCUAAUGUCACUAAUAUAUGCGUUGGGUUACUAGCUGGAUUAAAGGAAUUGCUUGCAUUACGUCCUGAGCCCCUAGGACUGGAAGUUCUUACUGCAGCACAGUCUGUUUUUCAGAUGAUUUUGUCUGAGGGUGAUAUUAGCGCAUCUCAGCGCAGAGCCUUGUCAGAAUGUCUUGGUCUGGUAGCUCGACUUGGGAAUGAUGUAUUCACUGCUAAAUUGACAAGAUUAUUCCUGGGUGACAUAAGUAGCAAUGCAGAUUCACAUUAUGCUGCAUCAAUUGCCCUUGCACUUGGUUGCAUUCAUCGCAGUGCAGGGGGGAUGGCGCUGUCAAGUUUAGUGCCUGCAACUGUGAACUCACUGUCCUCUCUUGCUAAAAGUUCAAUCACUGGUUUGCAAAUCUGGUCUUUGCAUGGACUUCUCUUGACAAUUGAAGCCGCUGGCUUGUCCUAUGUGUCUCAUGUUCAGGCAACACUUGGCCUUGCUACAGAUGUUCUUUUAUCCAACGAGAUUGGCUCUAUUGAGCUUCAACAGGGAGUGGGCUGCCUUAUAAAUGCUAUUGUUGCAGUUCUUGGUCCAGAACUAGCUCCUCGAAGUAUCUUCUUUUCCCGCUGCAAGUCUGUCAUUGCAGAGAUAAGCUCCCGGAAAGAAACAUCAACACUUCUUGAGAACGUCCGCUUCACUCAACAAUUAGUACUCUUUGCGCCACAUGCUGUUAGUGUGCAUUCCCACAUUCAGACACUCCUCCCUACACUCUCCUCAAGACAGCCAACACUGAGGUAUCUUGCUCUGUCUACUGUACGCCAUCUCAUAGAAAAAGACCCGAUCUCUGUCAUCAACGAACAAAUAGAAGAUGCAUUGUUCCAUAUGCUUGAUGAGGAAACUGAUGCUGAGAUUGCUCGAUUAGCUUGUACUACAAUCACGCGACUGCUUAAUGAGUCAUGUCCAUCAUGUCCUUCACACUGGCUCUCACUAUGCCGCAAGAUGAUUCUCGCUUUAUCAUCAAGGGAUGUCAAGUUUAGUGACAACAAUGAGAGUGAUUUGAGUGGUCCUGGUGGCGAGACAAGAUUGUAUUUUAGUGGAGAUGAAGAAAGCAUGGUCUCCAGUUCGAAAAGGCCAUCUGUUGAGAGUUUUGCUUCUGUUUAUUCCAGCAUUUCUUCCAAAAACAAGCACCUUAGAUAUCGAACCAAGGUUUUUGCUGCUGAAUGCUUGAGCCACAUACCGGCAGCAGUUGGAAAAAGUCCUGCUCAUUUUGACCUUGAUGUAGCGAGACAGAAACCUGCUAAAGGACCUCAGUCUGGUGAUUGGCUCGUUCUGCAUUUACAAGAGCUCAUUUCACUGGCUUAUCAGAUCAGCACCAUCCAAUUUGAGAACAUGCGGCACAUUGGUGUAGCACUCCUUAGUACCAUCAUGGACAAGUUUGAAAAUGUUUUGGAUCCUGAGCUUCCUGGACACCUUCUUCUAGAGCAAUACCAGGCCCAAUUUGUGUCGGCAAUUCGAACAGCAUUGGACUCAUCUUCUGGUCCUGUACUUUUGGAAACGGGCUUGCAGCUUGCAACUAAGAUAUUGACUUGUAAAAUCAUCACUCAUGACCAACAUUCUGUAAAACGACUAUUUUCAUUGAUCUCUCGACUCCUAAGUGAAUUUGAUGACCUUUUCUAUCCAUCAUUUGCAGAGUGGGUUUCAUGCAAGAUCAAAAUAAGGCUUCUGACUGCUCACGCCUCUUUAAAAUGUUAUACAUAUGAAUUCUUGAGAAACCAACAUAGUGAGAUUUCUGCUGAGUAUUUAGCUUUAUUACCGCUGUUCUCUGAGAGUUCAAACGUUCUGGGUAAAUACUGGCUUGGUGUUUUGAGAGACUACUGUUAUGCCUGCUUCUCUUCACAUCCUAAAGAGAAUUGGAUACCAUUCCUUGAUGGAAUUCAAUCUUCAUUAGUUUCAACUAAUCUGUUGCCAUGUUUUGAGGAAUCCUGGCCUCUCAUUCUGCGCGCAGUUGUAUUAGAUGCUGUUCCUGGGAAUUUUGUUCCUAAGGAGUCUUCUAGUACUGAAAGCGAUUUACAGAGUACCUUCAUCUCUGGAUACAGCAUGGUUAAGUUGGAGUUAGAAGAAAUCCAAUUUUUGUGGGGCUUCUCUGUUCUUGCUAUGUUUCAAGGACAAGAUCACUCUCUCUAUCAUUGUAUGAUGCCGAUGUCCUUCGCAGAAUCUGAUAUGAGGGAUGACUAUUCUCUUGUUGUGAAUUAUGUAGAAUCAAAGCUAUGUGACAUGUUAUUGCCUGCAUUUCAUGCCCUGUCAACAAAUAGAUUUUUCAGUGCAGGAUUUCCAACCGUGGAUAUCUGUCAAGAACUGAUCCAGGUCUUUACAUUUUCCAUUUGUGGGAGUGGAGCAUGGGACUUCCUUGCUAUGUCAGUUUUGUCGCAGAUUGUUCUACAUUGUCCUGAAGAGUUCCUGGGGGCGGAAAACUUUCCAGAGCAGGCCAUAGAACUUUGUUUAGCCUUUUUCUUUAAAUUCCUGAGUGAUGCAGAUUCUCAAGACCAUCUAGAUAGGGAGGAUAUGGUUUCCUUUGCACUCACUAUAGCUGUGAAGCUUCUUAUGCGGUUUGAACCGAAGAUGCGCUUAAAGUCACUAUUGGCUUUUUUAUUGGUUGGUUACAAUUGCACUGGAGUGGCAAAAACUGAUGUAUGCCUUACAAGAGUUAAAGAUUACUUCCAGUCCGUCACUUCUUUAAUACAUAUUACUGGUUCGCCUGGCUUUUUAGAUGAUGAAGUCCAGCUCUUUGAUGCAACUGUGAGAGCUUGCGUGAGCGCAAGUGCUAGUUUACUUACAGACUGUAUUGAGAGUAUUCAUCAAUCCCAGAAUACAAAACUCAAUAUGUUAAAGCUACUUUUCAUGAAGCUUGCUAUGUCUUUGGAGCAAUCUAUUUCAUUGGCUAAAGUAGCAUUUGAUGUUCAAUGCCAUGGAGAAAAAAGAGAAAGUAAACCGGUCUUAUAUACCAUAUUAUGUCAUAGCACUCAAUGCUUCCGGACUGUUCUUAAUGAUUCUGAGAUGCAGGUUCAAGCAAUUGGCUUACAAGUAUUGAAGAAAAUGCUACAAAGAGGGGCCACUGCAGAAUCAAAUACUAUAACAAUAUUCUUUGUUGGGGAACUUAUGGAAGAUAUUAUUACAAUAGUCAUUAAAAGUUUAAAGACACUGAGUAAUAGGGAAGUGGUAGCUAUUGUUGGAGAAUGCUUGAAAAUCUUAAUGCUUCUUCAGAGACUGUCAAAAGAUAUUGGCACUCAAAAAGGUCUUAUAAAUCUGCUCUUGGAAACUAUUCUCUUGAUUUUUACAUCACAUGAUCAUUCCGAGGAAAUAAGUGAGAUGAGAAUCAUAGCUGUAAAUCUGGUCUCACAACUUGCCCAGAUUUCUUCCUCAUCUGUCUACUUCAAGGAUGUAUUACUGACGAUGCCUAUAACCCGAAGACAACAACUUCAAGAUAUAAUCCGUGCAUCUAUGAAUCAAGAGCAGAAUCCUAACCAGAUAAAAUCCUCUCUACCAACUUUAGUUGUGAAAUUACCUGCAAAAAUUGAGGUAGCAAAGGAGGAAAAUUUUGGAUCUGGUUUCCCCACAAAAGAAUCUGAUGACAAUUCCUUAGAAAAGGAAGAAGAUGAUUGGGACACCUUCCAGUCUUUUCCUGCCUCCUCUGAUGGAGGUUUUCCUACUUACGAAAUGGGGGGAGAUUCAAAAUUGACAAAGAAAAUAUCAUUUCUAAAUAGUGAUUUUGGUAAUAAUGACCGUGAGACACCUACUAGUUCCCAAUCCUUCAUAAAUGAAACAGGUGCCGCAGAGAACUAUGAGUUUGCUAGUACCAGUUGGAGUGACCAGACACACAAGCCCCAUGUUUCCCUUGAUAUUACAGACCACACUCAGGAACCUUUACAUUGUGAGCAGAAAGAUACAACAGAGCUGCGGCAGGAAGUUGAACAAAUCUCAUGUAUGCAAUCUAUUGAGAUGAAAGAAAAGGACGCUGAUCCAUCUCAUGAAGCUAAGGUGGAAAUGGUUUGCGUUAGUCAUUCAUCUUCGUCUGAGUGUUUACACACUACUGCAGAUGGAGUAUUUGAUGAGGAUAGGUCUAGAGAUGUAGAUUGGAGUUAAACCUCCUAAGGAACAAGAUGAUGAACAUGGAAACACUGAUUUCCGAGACCAGAACACAGGCAGAGACUUGUCGGAUAAUUAUGUAUCAUAAUAAGAAAUAGAAGGUUCAAAGAAAGUCUAUGUACCAGAAUAUGAUAAUCAACACUGUCCAAAGUCGGGGAAUGAUGGCUAUGUUGCUUCCAAGUGUAGCUGUUGCAUAUCCCUACCUACUACAGGGAAGUUUUGCCCCUGCUGUGUGAAACUGGUGAUGAUAGAAGUGACCACAGAUAUUCAAUAGGUGGCCAGCCGACAUGAUAUUUUUGAUUGCUAAUACACACAUACAUAUACAACCAGGUUCUGGUGAGAAUGAACCCAUUGUUGGUAUUACUUGCCAAAUGGCUAUAAAGGAUUUACACCUUUGUUGAGAUUUUGUCAUUUUUUAAGGAAAUAUAAAUUAGUAUUAAUUUGAGUUAUCAUAUCUUGGAUGCGCAAAAAUGUUAAGUCAGGGCAUCAUUAUUGGUUUAGAAGCUCGCACACACGUGGGAAGUUUUGCUUAUAUGUAUUGUAGUCCCUUCACUUUUUUCGUUUCUCGUUUCUUUUUCAGCCUUUCAAUGCAAGACUUUUUAUCAUUAAUAUAUUUGAAUAUGUAUUUUUUUGGGAUUUGACUACUACUACAACAAUAUUACCCCAAUGCUCCAAAGGCUCACUUAUGGUGGGGUAAAGGGUUGAAUAUUUACGAAUGACUCAUGAUAAAAAUUGUGCCGAAUAUUGUUUGGAUUGAUUGUUGCUUCAUA